Penicillium odoratum is the source of this 909-nucleotide messenger RNA. RefSeq names its product RTA1 domain-containing protein. Gene Ontology annotation, cellular component: membrane. Lineage: Eukaryota; Fungi; Ascomycota; Eurotiomycetes; Eurotiales; Aspergillaceae. The transcript is spliced from 2 exons. The record is from RefSeq and is a predicted model, not a curated record. The coding region runs from base 1 to 909 and encodes 302 amino acids.
AUGAUUAAUCCAAAUAUCGUUCGUCGUUCAUUCGGCUACGUGGACCCAAAUUUCCCCAAUCCCAACGGGAAAAAUGAUACUAGCAUCAUCAUCUACGGCUACACGCCCUCCAUCGGCCUUGCAGCCUUUGCUGCUGCAUGGUUCUUCAUUCACCUGAUCGCACAUACCGCACAAAACUUCACGACACGCAGCUGGUGGUGGAUGACAUUCUCCAUAGGCCUGAUUUUCGAGAUCAUCGGAUACAUUGCACGAUCGCUAUCAGCCGAACAGGACCCAUACAACCUAAUUUACUUCGUCCUUCAAUAUUUCUUCAUCGUCACUGCACCAGUAUUUCUCGCAGCGGGUAUCUACACGAUUCUUUCAGCGCUAAUCUCCCGACUGGGGAGCCAAUACUCAUUCCUCCGACCAAAAGUAAUUCUGGGAUUCUUCAUCACUUCAGACGCGGUCUCAACGAUCGUUCAGAUCGCGGGCGCGUGUCUCGUCGGUGUGAAAGAGUCUGAUAGGGAAGACCCUACCGUGGCGAACCAUAUCCUGCUGGCAGGUCUAGCUUACCAGGUCUUUGCGAUGAGCAUUUUCGUCAUCUUAGUGGCGACAUUUCAAUUCCGAGCUCGACAUGCCAUCAAGCAGCACGGGUAUCAAAUAUUCUGCGUUGCCUUUUCCGUUGCGACUAUCAUGGUCUAUCUGAGGACUAUCUUCCGUCUCGCGGAGACAGCUGAGGGUCUAGGUGGAAAGUUAUCGACCAAUGAGAUAUUUUUCGCAUGUCUCGAGUUUGCGCCUAUCGCACUUGUGGUCCUUUUACUUGGUAUCUUCCAUCCGGGUCGCUGUUUCGGGGCUAAGGUGAACGAUCGUGACGAGAAAGCGCACUUGCAUGCUGAAUCGAACACUCUUGUUACUCAUCAUAAUGUAUAA